Pogoniulus pusillus (Red-fronted tinkerbird) is the source of this 879-nucleotide messenger RNA. RefSeq names its product dual specificity protein phosphatase 13B-like. The record is from RefSeq and is a predicted model, not a curated record. Gene Ontology annotation, cellular component: cytoplasm. Gene Ontology annotation, molecular function: protein tyrosine/serine/threonine phosphatase activity; MAP kinase phosphatase activity. Lineage: Eukaryota; Metazoa; Chordata; Aves; Piciformes; Lybiidae. Gene Ontology annotation, biological process: protein dephosphorylation; negative regulation of MAPK cascade. The transcript is spliced from 3 exons. The coding region runs from base 59 to 709 and encodes 216 amino acids.
AUAAGGGAGUGCGAGACGAAGAGAGGACAACCGCAGAUAUGCCUCUGCCUGGUGGUGAAUGUCUGCUUCUCCACCUUCCAGGAUGGCCUGGGACUCCCCGUGCAGCAGGGACUCACUGCGCCCGAAGAUACGGAGUGCCUCGAGCGGGACGGGCGGCAGCCCGCGCGGUGCCACAACACACACCUUGGAGGAGCUGCGGCGCCUGCUCUGCACACGCACGCAGCCCGUGCGCCACGUGGAUGAAGUCUGGCCAAACCUUUACGUGGGAGACCUGUACAUUGCUCGUGACAAAGUGCAGCUGAGCCAAAUGGGGAUCUCCCAUGUAGUGGAUGCUACUGCUGGGCGAUUUCACAUUGACACUGGACCCAGGUUCUACAAAGACUUGUCUGUGGAUUACUAUGGAGUAGAAGCAAAGGACAACCCAAACUUUGAUCUCAGCAUUUACUUCUACCCAGUCGCUCAAUACAUAAAAGCAGCACUGAGUUCCCCAAGAGGCAAAGUACUUGUUCACUGUGCAAUGGGAAUCAGCCGAUCUGCAACCCUUGUCCUCGCUUUCUUAAUGAUCUGUGAAAACAUGUCCCUUGCCGAUGCAAUUCAGACUGUGCGUUCACACAGAGGGAUCUGCCCCAACUCUGGCUUCCUCAAGCAGCUAUGGGAGCUGGACCUCCAGUUAGGAAGAGGGAAAGGCAGAGGAGCAGAGGCCUGCUAGUUCCAAGGGGGCACUCCUGGCAGCAGACCAAGAGAUGCUGCCCUCACUGAAGACAGUGAAAGGAUGCCAUAACUGAGAAAGUCCUUGGGAAAUGGCUGAGGAUAAGCAAGCUGUUGGGGUUGAGCAUGUAUUCUUUGGUAAGACCACUAAUUGGAAAGAAAGUGAAAUAA